Messenger RNA from Cavia porcellus (domestic guinea pig), 936 nucleotides. RefSeq names its product olfactory receptor 13A1-like. The transcript has a single exon. Bases 4 to 936 code for a protein of 310 amino acids. Gene Ontology annotation, cellular component: membrane. The record is from RefSeq and is a predicted model, not a curated record. Gene Ontology annotation, biological process: G protein-coupled receptor signaling pathway. NCBI's taxonomy places the organism in Eukaryota, Metazoa, Chordata, Mammalia, Rodentia, Caviidae. Gene Ontology annotation, molecular function: odorant binding; G protein-coupled receptor activity; olfactory receptor activity.
ACCAUGAGCAAUCAGACUCUGGAGACAGAAUUCAUCCUGUGGGGCUUCUCGGAAAAGUCACUCCACAGGAUUCUCCUCUUUAUUCUCUUUUUCUCCUUGUACAUGGUGGCACUCUGUGGCAAUUCCCUCAUCAUGGCAGUUGUCACCUUCAGCUCUAGACUCCACACUCCCUUGUACUUUUUUCUGGCCAACUUAGCUGUAUUGGACGUUGUUUGUGCAUGUACUGUUAUACCCAAGCUUCUGGAGACCCUGGUGGCUAAAGGGACAGGGAUCUCCUACAGGGCCUGCAUGACCCAAAUGUACUUCUUGACGUGGUCUGUAGCAGCAGAACUCUUACUCUUUACAGCUAUGGCUUAUGAUCGCUAUGUGGCCAUCUGCCAGCCUUUGCACUAUAGCUACAUGAUGAGCCCCAUGGUGUGUGCAACACUAGCUGGAACCACAUGGGGAGUCAGCAUGUUUGGUGCGGGAGUUAAUACUUGUAUGAUGUUAAGGUUAGCUUUCUGUGGACCCAACGUGCUCAAUCACUUCAUCUGUGAGAUUCCCCCUCUGCUGCUGCUUUCCUGUUCUUCCACAUUUGUGAAUGAUGUCAUGACAAUCAUAGCUGACAUAUUCUUUGCUGAUGUGAACUUCUUACUUACCAUGGUGUCCUAUGGUUUCAUCAUUGAAACCAUACUAAAGAUUCGCACAAUGGAGGGGAAGCGGCGUGCCUUCUCUACCUGUUCUUCCCAUCUUAUAGUGGUCACCAUGUACUACUCCACUGUUAUCUAUGCCUAUCUGAGUCCAAACUCCAGCUAUUCCCCAGAGAUUGGGAAGGUUCUGGCAGUACUGUAUUCCAUUGUGAGUCCUGCUUUGAACCCUCUUAUCUACACCUUCAGGAAUAAGGAUGUCAAAGUAGCCCUCAAGAAAAUGGUGUCACUCAUGAUAGAAAAACUGUAA